Canis lupus familiaris (dog) is the source of this 933-nucleotide messenger RNA. It is a transcript of the gene OR7A60, whose product is annotated as olfactory receptor family 7 subfamily A member 60. Gene Ontology annotation, molecular function: G protein-coupled receptor activity; olfactory receptor activity. NCBI's taxonomy places the organism in Eukaryota, Metazoa, Chordata, Mammalia, Carnivora, Canidae. Gene Ontology annotation, cellular component: membrane. The record is from RefSeq and is marked inferred. Gene Ontology annotation, biological process: G protein-coupled receptor signaling pathway.
AUGCAACCAGAAAAUGAUACAUGGGUAUCAGAAUUCUUUCUUCUGGGAUUAUCAGAGGAACCAGAACUUCAGUCCAUCAUAUUUGGGCUUUUCCUCUCCAUGUACCUGAUCACAGUCUUUGGAAACCUGCUCAUCAUCCUGGCCAUCAGCUCUGACUCCCAUCUCCACACUCCCAUGUACUUCUUUCUUGCCGACCUGUCCUUUGCUGACAUCUGUGUCACCUCCACCACCGUCCCAAAGAUGCUGCUGAACGUCCAGACUCAGAGCCAAGUCAUCACCUAUGCAGGUUGCAUCACACAGAUGCACUUUUUCAUAAUCUUCUCAGGGUUGGACAUCUAUCUCCUGGCUGUGAUGGCCUAUGACCGUUUUGUGGCCAUCUGUCAUCCCCUGCAGUACAUGGUCAUCAUGAACCCCCGGCUCUGUGGACUGUUGCUUUUGGUGUCCUGGAUUACAAAUGUCUUGCAUUCCUUGUUACAGACCUCAAUUGUGUUGCAGCUGUCCUUCUGUAGAAAGGCAGAAAUCUCCCACUUUUUUUGUGAACUCAAUCAGAUGAUCCAACUUGCCUGUUCUGACAGCUUUCUCUAUAACAUGGUGAUGUAUUUUGUAGCUGUCCUGCUGGGUGGGGGCCCCCUCCCUGGUAUCCUUUACUCUUAUUCCAGGAUAGUUUCCUCCAUAGUUGGGAUCUCAUCAGCUCAGGGCAAGUAUAAAGCAUUUUCCACCUGUGCAUCUCACCUGUCAGUUGUCUCCUUAUUUUUUUGUACUGGUCUUGGAGUGUACCUCAGCUCUGCUGCUCCCCAGAACUCCCACACGAGUGCAGUGGCCUCAGUGAUGUACACAGUGGUCACACCCAUGCUGAACCCCUUCAUCUACAGCCUGAGGAACAGAGACAUAAAGAGGGCUCUGAAAAGAGUCACUGGGGUUCCAGUGAUGUAA